AUGGUUCAUGUUGAUCAGUCACUCAACAUCUUCCAUCAGUACCUGCUUUCCAUUGAGCUGAACUCCACAGAUGUUACAGUUGUAGAAAAGCUGAGGAACAUCAGCAACACCAUCAGCAUGAACAGGAACUUACGAAUCUCUGAUGUUAACAUUACUACAGUCUGCUCUCCAAUCAGUGGUGAUUACCAGUGCAGAUGUGAGGAUCGAUAUCGUUUUCCAUGUGACCAGUGUGUAACAUAUAGACCAUGUGACAACAUCACUGGUGACACAUGUGGAUGCAUCAGUGGCAUUCCUGCUGGUGGACAGUACUGCCAGGCUGAGGAUCAAUACAACUUUACUGCAUGUCCAAUCACCACAACAACUCCACAACCAACAAUCUUCCAUCAGUACCUGCUUUCCAUUGAGCUGAACUCCACAGAUGUUACAGUUGUAGAAAAGCUGAGGAACAUCAACAACACCAUCAGCAUGAACAGGAAAUUACGAAUCUCUGAUGUUAACAUUACUACAGUCUGCUCUCCAAUCAGUGGUGAUUACCAGUGCAGAUGUGAGGAUCAAUAUCGUUUUCCAUGUGACCAGUGUGUAACAUAUGGAUCAUGUGACAACAUCACUGGUGACACAUGUGGAUGCAUCAGUGGCAUUCCUGCUGGUGGACAGUACUGCCAGGCUGAGGAUCAAUACAACUUUACUGCAUGUCCAAUCACCACAACAACUCCACAACCAACAAUCUUCCAUCAGUACCUGCUUUCCAUUGAGCUGAACUCCACAGAUGUUACAGUUGUAGAAAAGCUGAGGAACAUCAACAACACCAUCAGCAUGAACAGGAACUUACGAAUCUCUGCUGUUAACAUUACUACAGUCUGCUCUCCAAUCAGUGGUGAUUACCAGUGCAGAUGUGAGGAUCAAUAUCGUUUUCCAUGUGACCAGUGUGUAACAUAUAGACCAUGUGACAACAUCACUGGUGACACAUGUGGAUGCAUCAGUGGCAUUCCUGCUGGUGGACAGUACUGCCAGGCUGAGGAUCAAUACAACUUUACUGCAUGUCCAAUCACAACAACUCCACAACCAACAAGACCACCAGUCUUCCAUCAGUACCUGCUUUCCAUUGAGCUGAACUCCACAGAUGUUACAGUUGUAGAAAAGCUGAGGAACAUCAACAACACCAUCAGCAUGAACAGGAAAUUACGAAUCUCUGAUGUUAACAUUACUACAGUCUGCUCUCCAAUCAGUGGUGAUUACCAGUGCAGAUGUGAGGAUCAAUAUCGUUUUCCAUGUGACCAGUGUGUAACAUAUGGAUCAUGUGACAACAUCACUGGUGACACAUGUGGAUGCAUCAGUGGCAUUCCUGCUGGUGGACAGUACUGCCAGGCUGAGGAUCAAUACAACUUUACUGCAUGUCCAAUCACCACAACAACUCCACAACCAACAAUCUUCCAUCAGUACCUGCUUUCCAUUGAGCUGAACUCCACAGAUGUUACAGUUGUAGAAAAGCUGAGGAACAUCAACAACACCAUCAGCAUGAACAGGAACUUACGAAUCUCUGCUGUUAACAUUACUACAGUCUGCUCUCCAAUCAGUGGUGAUUACCAGUGCAGAUGUGAGGAUCAAUAUCGUUUUCCAUGUGACCAGUGUGUAACAUAUAGACCAUGUGACAACAUCACUGGUGACACAUGUGGAUGCAUCAGUGGCAUUCCUGCUGGUGGACAGUACUGCCAGGCUGAGGAUCAAUACAACUUUACUGCAUGUCCAAUCACAACAACUCCACAACCAACAAUCUUCCAUCAGUACCUGCUUUCCAUUGAGCUGAACUCCACAGAUGUUACAGUUGUAGAAAAGCUGAGGAACAUCAACAACACCAUCAGCAUGAACAGGAACUUACGAAUCUCUGCUGUUAACAUUACUACAGUCUGCUCUCCAAUCAGUGGUGAUUACCAGUGCAGAUGUGAGGAUCAAUAUCGUUUUCCAUGUGACCAGUGUGUAACAUAUAGACCAUGUGACAACAUCACUGGUGACACAUGUGGAUGCAUCAGUGGCAUUCCUGCUGGUGGACAGUACUGCCAGGCUGAGGAUCAAUACAACUUUACUGCAUGUCCAAUCACAACAACUCCACAACCAACAAGACCACCAGUCUUCCAUCAGUACCUGCUUUCCAUUGAGCUGAACUCCACAGAUGUUACAGUUGUAGAAAAGCUGAGGAACAUCAACAACACCAUCAGCAUGAACAGGAAAUUACGAAUCUCUGAUGUUAACAUUACUACAGUCUGCUCUCCAAUCAGUGGUGAUUACCAGUGCAGAUGUGAGGAUCAAUAUCGUUUUCCAUGUGACCAGUGUGUAACAUAUGGAUCAUGUGACAACAUCACUGGUGACACAUGUGGAUGCAUCAGUGGCAUUCCUGCUGGUGGACAGUACUGCCAGGCUGAGGAUCAAUACAACUUUACUGCAUGUCCAAUCACCACAACAACUCCACAACCAACAAUCUUCCAUCAGUACCUGCUUUCCAUUGAGCUGAACUCCACAGAUGUUACAGUUGUAGAAAAGCUGAGGAACAUCAACAACACCAUCAGCAUGAACAGGAACUUACGAAUCUCUGAUGUUAACAUUACUACAGUCUGCUCUCCAAUCAGUGGUGAUUACCAGUGCAGAUGUGAGGAUCAAUAUCGUUUUCCAUGUGACCAGUGUGUAACAUAUGGACCAUGUGACAACAUCACUGAUGACACAUGUGGAUGCAUCAGUGGCAUUCCUGCUGGUGGACAGUACUGCCAGGCUGAGGAUCAAUACAACUUUACUGCAUGUCCAAUCACAACAACUCCACAACCAACAAGUCCACCAGUCUUCCAUCAGUACCUGCUUUCCAUUGAGCUGAACUCCACAGAUGUUACAGUUGUAGAAAAGCUGAGGAACAUCAACAACACCAUCAGCAUGAACAGGAACUUACGAAUCUCUGAUGUUAACAUUACUACAGUCUGCUCUCCAAUCAGUGGUGAUUACCAGUGCAGAUGUGAGGAUCAAUAUCGUUUUCCAUGUGACCAGUGUGUAACAUAUGGAUCAUGUGACAACAUCACUGGUGACACAUGUGGAUGCAUCAGUGGCAUUCCUGCUGGUGGACAGUACUGCCAGGCUGAGGAUCAAUACAACUUUACUGCAUGUCCAAUCACCACAACAACUCCACAACCAACAAUCUUCCAUCAGUACCUGCUUUCCAUUGAGCUGAACUCCACAGAUGUUACUGUUGUAGAAAAGCUGAGGAAAAUCAACAACACCAUCAGCAUGAACAGGAACCUACGAAUCUCUGAUGUUAACAUUACUACAGUCUGCUCUCCAAUCAGUGGUGAUUACCAGUGCAGAUGUGAGGAUCAGUAUCGUUUUCCAUGUGACCAGUGUGUAACAUAUGGACCAUGUGACAAAAUCACUGAUGACACAUGUGGAUGCAUCAGUGGCAUUCCUGCUGGUGGACAGUACUGCCAGGCUGAGGAUCAAUACAACUUUACUGCAUGUACAAUCACCACAACAACUCCACAACCAACAAUCUUCCAUCAGUACCUGCUUUCCAUUGAGCUGAACUCCACAGAUGUUACAGUUGUAGAAAAGCUGAGGAACAUCAACAACACCAUCAGCAUGAACAGGAACUUACGAAUCUCUGAUGUUAACAUUACUACAGUCUGCUCUCCAAUCAGUGGUGAUUACCAGUGCAGAUGUGAGGAUCAAUAUCGUUUUCCAUGUGACCAGUGUGUAACAUAUGGAUCAUGUGACAACAUCACUGGUGACACAUGUGGAUGCAUCAGUGGCAUUCCUGCUGGUGGACAGUACUGCCAGGCUGAGGAUCAAUACAACUUUACUGCAUGUCCAAUCACAACAACUCCACAACCAACAAGUCCACCAGUCUUCCAUCAGUACCUGCUUUCCAUUGAGCUGAACUCCACAGAUGUUACAGUUGUAGAAAAGCUGAGGAACAUCAACAACACCAUCAGCAUGAACAGGAACUUACGAAUCUCUGAUGUUAACAUUACUACAGUCUGCUCUCCAAUCAGUGGUGAUUACCAGUGCAGAUGUGAGGAUCAAUAUCGUUUUCCAUGUGACCAGUGUGUAACAUAUGGAUCAUGUGACAACAUCACUGGUGACACAUGUGGAUGCAUCAGUGGCAUUCCUGCUGGUGGACAGUACUGCCAGGCUGAGGAUCAAUACAACUUUACUGCAUGUCCAAUCACCACAACAACUCCACCACCAACAAGUGCAACUGUGACCAUCCAGACCACAAACCCUGCCCCCACAACUACCACCGCUGCCCCCACAACUACCACCGCUGCCCCCACAACUACCACCGCUGCCCCCACAACUGCCAUCGCUGCCCCCACAACUACCAUCGCUGCCCCCACAACCACCACCGCUCCCCCCACAACUACCACCGCUGCCCCCACAACUACCACCGCUGCCCCCACGACUACCACCGCUGGCCCAACGACUACCACCGCUGCUCCCAUGACUACUACCGCUGCCCCAAUGACUACUACCGCUGCCCCAAUGACUACUACCACCGCUGCCCCCACGACUACCACCGCUGCCCCCACGACUACUACCGCUGCCCCAAUGACUACUACCACCGCUGCCCCAAUGACUACUACCACCGCUGCCCCCACGACUACCACCGCUGCCCCCACGACUACCACCGCUGCCCCCACGACUACUACCGCUGCCCCAAUGACUACUACUACCGCUGCCCCAAUGACUACUACCACUGCUGCCACCACGACUACCACCGCUGCCCCCACGACUACUACCGCUGCCCCCACGACUACUACCACUGCCCCCACGACUACCACCGCUGCCCCCACGACUACCACCACUGCCCCCACGACUACUACCGCUGCCCCAAUGACGACUACCACCGCUGCCCCCACUACUACCACCGCUGCCCCCAGUACUACCACCGCUGCCCCCACGACUACCACCGCUGCCCCCACGACUACCACCGCUGCCCCCAGUACUACCACCGCUGCCCCCAUGACUACCACCGCUGCCCCCAGUACUACCACCGCUGCCUCCACGACUACCACCGCUGCCUCCACGACUACCACCGCUGCUCCCACGACUAACACCGCUGCCCCAACGACUACCACCGCUGCCUCCACGACUACCACCGCUGUCCCCACGACUACCACCGCUGCCCCAACGACUACCACCGCUGUUCCCACGACUACCAUUGCUGCCCCCAUGACUACCCCCACAACUACCACCGCUGCCCCCACGACUACCACCGCUGCCUCCACGACUACCACCGCUGCCCCAACGACUACCACCGCUGCUCCCACGACUACCACCGCUGCUCCCACGACUACCACCGCUGCCCCAACGACUACCACCGCUGCCUCCACGACUACCACCGCUGUCCCCACGACUACCACCGCUGCCCCCACGACUACCACCGCUGCCCCCACGACUACUACCGCUGCCCCAAUGACUACUACUACCGCUGCCCCAAUGACUACUACCACUGCUGCCACCACGACUACCACCGCUGCCCCCACGACUACUACCGCUGCCCCCACGACUACUACCACUGCCCCCACGACUACCACCGCUGCCCCCACGACUACCACCACUGCCCCCACGACUACUACCGCUGCCCCAAUGACGACUACCACCGCUGCCCCCACUACUACCACCGCUGCCCCCAGUACUACCACCGCUGCCCCCACGACUACCACCGCUGCCCCCACGACUACCACCGCUGCCCCCAGUACUACCACCGCUGCCCCCAUGACUACCACCGCUGCCCCCAGUACUACCACCGCUGCCUCCACGACUACCACCGCUGCCUCCACGACUACCACCGCUGCUCCCACGACUAACACCGCUGCCCCAACGACUACCACCGCUGCCUCCACGACUACCACCGCUGUCCCCACGACUACCACCGCUGCCCCAACGACUACCACCGCUGUUCCCACGACUACCAUUGCUGCCCCCAUGACUACCCCCACAACUACCACCGCUGCCCCCACGACUACCACCGCUGCCUCCACGACUACCACCGCUGCCCCAACGACUACCACCGCUGCCCCAACGACUACCACCGCUGCUCCCACGACUACCACCGCUGCCCCAACGACUACCACCGCUGCCUCCACGACUACCACCGCUGUCCCCACGACUACCACCGCUGCCCCAACGACUACCACCGCUGUUCCCACGACUACCACCGCUGCCCCCAUGACUACCCCCACAACUACCACCGCUGCCCCCACGACUACCACCGCUGCCUCCACAACUACCACCGCUGCCCCCAUGACUACCACCGCUGCCCCCUCGACUACCACCGCUGCACCCUCGACUAAUACCACUGCUGCCCCCACGACUACCACCGCUGCCCCCUUAACUACCCCCACUGCCCCCACAACUAAUACCACUGCAGUCCCCACAACUAAUACCACCGCUGCCCCAACGACUAAUACCACUGCUGCCCCCACAACUACCACCGCUGCCCCCACAACUAAUACCACUGCUGCCCCCACAACUACCACCGCUGCCCCCACAACUACCCCCGCUGCCCCCACAACUAAUACCACUGCAGUCCCCACAACUAAUACCACCGCUGCCCCCACAACUACCCCCGCUGCCUCCACAACUACCACUGCAGUCCCCACAACUAAUACCACUGCUGUCCCCACAACUACCACCGCUGCCCCCACAACUACCCCCGCUGCCCCCACAACUAAUACCACUGCUGUCCCCACAACUACCACUGCUGCCCCCACAACUACAAUUGCUCCCCCCACAACUAAUACCACCGCUGCCCUCACAACUAAUACCACCGCUGCCCCCACAACUAAUACCACUGCUGCCCCCACAACUAAUACUACCGCUGCCCCCACAACUACCACCGCUGCCCCCACAACUAAUACCACCGCUGCCCCCACCACUACCACCGCUGCCCCCACAACUAAUACCACCGCUGCCCCCACAACUAAUACCACCGCUGCCCCCGCAACUACCACCGCUGCCCCCACAACUACCACCGCUGCCCCCACAACUAAUACCACCGCUGCCCCCACCACUACCACCGCUGCCCCCACAACUACCACUGCUGCCCCCACAACUACCACCGCUACCCCAACAACUAAAACCAUCGCUGCCCCCACAACUACCACCGCUCCCCCCAUAACUACCACCGCUGCCCCCAUAACUACCACCGCUGCCCCCACAACUACCACCGCUACCCCAACAACUACCACCGCUGCCCCCACAACUACCACUGCUACCCCCACAACUACCACCGCUGCCUCCACAACUACUACCUCCACAACUACUACCACUGCUGCUGCAGCAAUAGACAUGUCGGUUGAAUUGAAGAUGGAUUUUAUAGAGCAGUACAACGAUCUACACAGUCCUGAAUCCAUAACCCUUUCAGGAAGUAUCACUGUAUUGCUUGAGCAGCAGUAUCGCAAACUGGAUGGCUUCUUUAGUGUUUCCGUGACAAAAUUCAGGAAAGGAAGUGUUGUAACAGAUUUUACUGUCAAGGUCAAAUCUGGAUCACUUGAUGCAACUGCGCUGAAUUCAGUCAAUUCAAAUCUCCCGGCAGCAUUGAUAUCAAUUGCUCCUGUUAUUGGCUCAGUGACUGCAAAGUACUACAGUUCAACUCAACUUGGGUCAGAUGUAAAUAAGUUCAUUUAUACUGGUAAAACCAUGACACUGACAUGUGACCCUACCGAGGCCAAAAUGGGAAACACUAAGAAUCCUGUAUGGAAAUUUAACAAUGUUGUAAUCGGGUCACAUCGGCACAAACCGUUUAUUUCUGGAAGUCAGUACAGGCUGGCAGUGGAAAACGUUAUUCUUGGUGAUGCUGGGAAUUAUGAAUGCUCAGUGCAAGGAGACAAUAUUACUUUCAUCCAAGACAGAAAUGUGGGAACAAAUGAGAUCAGAUCAGCUCCUAAUGUGCGAGUCCAGCAAACAAUGUUGGCGAAAUGCAAAGAAGGACAAAAAGAACCAGUCGUCUGCUGUGUGCAGUCCCCUUAUACUGUCAGGUGGUAUGAUGGUUCAACGCUUUUAACUUCAGUUGCUGGUGCAGAUCCAGGCUGCAUCAAGUAUGAAUAUCCAAUGCAAAGCUGCAGUGCACAAACAAAACUAUUCACAUGUAAAGUUGCUGAAGACGAGACUUAUAGCGCAACAACAACCCUGACGAUUUUUACAGAUCCUAUUGUAUGUGACAAUGAUGUGUAUGGGUCUGGACGAACCGGUGACAAAGCAACCGCAAUGUGCCCUGUUGGCUUGGAGGGGCACAAGAGUGCAGUGUGUCAGGCAUCAGGAGAAUGGAAACUUGUGGAGGACUCCUGCAUUGUAACCAAGAUCAAUGAAUUACUUAUUAAUUCAGUGGAUCUGAAGGAAGAAGAGAUUCAGGUAUUUUCAACAAAUCUAAGUAAGGUUGUCACAGAAGAGGAGGGGGGAAUUUCAAAAUCUUCGGCAACAAUAUCAGCUAUUGUUAACAUAUUAAAUAUAAUCGCAGAGGUUUCAAAAGUGGUUACUAAAGACGUUAUGAAGAAUGUGCUAGCUACUGUCGAUGUCCUCAUUAGUGAUGAUGCAAAAGACUCCUGGAACUUUCUGAACUCAAAUGAAACCCAAAAUUCUAGCUCAGCACUUCUUGGCUCAAUGGAGACAAUCUCUAACAAACUGGAUGGAAAUUUUACUUUAAGUUCUCGACGUAUCCAGAUGGGCAGGUCCAAAUUUAGCAACUCUUUCAGUGAUGCCUUGACCUCCAAUGUCUCCAUAAACCUUCAAAAUACAGGCCUCAGUGACGUCUUUAUUACCACGAUUGUAUUCUCCACCCUCCACAACAUUAUGCCGUCACGGAAUUCUUCGUUUAACCUUACUGCGUCCGACACCACCAGCAAUGAAACUAAACCUGACAAUGCCAUCAAUGCUGCUGUCCUGCUUGUAAAAUUAAAUGAAAACAUUCAGAACGUCACUCUGAGCUAUCAAAAGUUCAAUACCACUCUGGAACUGAAUCCUCAGUGCGUCUUCUGGAAUUUUAGCCUCUUAGAUAAUCUUGGUGCCUGGGAUGACCAGGGCUGCAGGUUUGUUUCUGAUAUAAACGAUACUGUAACCUGCACCUGCAACCAUCUCACAUCGUUCUCAAUUCUUAUGUCAACUGCCAUCCCUGAAGAACUACGAUUAUUACUGGAUAUAAUGACAUAUAUCGGUGUUGGAAUAUCAAUGAUCAGCUUAAUUAUUUGUCUCAUCAUUGAAGGAAUUGUAUGGCGACCCCUUACCAAAAACAGCACUGCCUUUAUGCGCCAUGUUGCCAUUGUUAACACAGCCCUGUCCUUGCUGAUUGCUGACAUCUGUUUCAUCAUUGGAGCCGCUAUUUCAAAGAACCCUGCAGAAAACCCAGGCGAGGACUACAAAGUUCCAGUUGGACCGUGCAGUGCAGCCACCUUUUUCAUGCACUUUUUCUAUCUCGCCAUGUUCUUUUGGAUGCUUGUUUCAAGCCUGCUGCUCUUGUACCGGUCAGUCUUGGUCUUCUCCCAAAUGUCCAAAUGGACCAUGUUCGCCAUUGGCUUGACUGUGGGAUACGUUUGCCCUCUGAUCAUAGCUGUUACUACAGUUGCUGCCACUGCACCUGGGGGUGGAUAUGUAAGGGAAGAUCUAGCUUGUUGGCUAAACUGGACAAAGACCAAAGCCCUCCUGGCCUUAGUGAUCCCUGCCUUGGCCAUAGUUGUGUUCAAUAUUUUGGUCAUUCUGGUGGUUUUGUACAAGAUGCUCAGAAGACGAAGCACUGGAAACCAAGCCCAGGCAGAUGAGAAAAAUGCCCUGCUAGUCAUUCUAAGAUGUGUGGCUGUACUGACUCCGCUAUUCGGACUCACCUGGUGUUUGGGAAUUGGAACCAUGGUGGACCCAACAAAUGGAGGGAUCCAUGUUGCUUUUGCUUUCUUCAACUCAUUGCAGGGUUUCUUCAUUUUAGUGUUUGGGACGUUAUUCGAUGCCAAGAUCCGCUCUCUUGUUUUGCGACAAGUGCCUGCAUUAAGCUCUACUUCUAAUCGCACAAGGAGCACUAGUGCAGGAACUUCCUCCAGUAGAGCAGAAAACAUCAUAAACCGAAUUUUUCGGAGAAGGGGGGUGUACCAUGUUUCACAAGUUCCAAACACAAGCAGCAACACUGACUCCUCACAGUCAUACAGCAGUCUGCAGAUUUAAGCACUAAAUUCCUCUUUUUUGUUGUUAAUUUAUUUGUAAAUGCUGCUUUUUAAAGAUAAAAAAAAAUGGUUAUGAUGCUAUAAAUAGUCCAGCAUCAUAACCAUUGCACAAAGUUCCAUCCACAAACUUAUGAAGGAAGCUGAAAUAGUAUUUUAACACAGUGGCACAUCUCUUGUGCACUUUACUGCUGUUUCUGUCUUGAUAUUGUGAAGCCUACACCUUCACAGUCAGAAUGUAUGGGAGUUUUUACAGUGCAAUGUAGAGAGCUGAAAAGAAUAAAAUAAUAAUUUCCACAACCCUGAACUCUUCCACUAAUGUUACACAAGAUCAUUUCAUAGAUGAUUGAAAGAAAAGUUAUGUAAAAUAUGACAACGUAAAAACAGUCAUAUUAGGAAUUACAUUUAAAAUUAAAGCAAAGAUAUAAUGGUGCCGCUUUAGAAAAUGGAGUUAAAAAGAAGUAUCUUUUAAAAAUGUUGAAGGCUAAUUCAAAAGCUGAGUGAAAUGUUAAUCUCUACAGAAAUUCACGUAAAAUAUGGAUAUUGGUUUGAUUCCCCAUUCAAAGAUGUGGACAUUAGAUGAGUUGAAGAUGACUUGGGUGAUAACUAAGAACAUUUUAUCAGAACAGCUGCAGAUCCCAGAAGGUUGAAAAUAAAACAAUGAGAGUUAAUGAACUGAAGACUUAAUGAACAACAAAACUUGUUCCCUUUUAUCCCACACAGUGGAAUCUGGUGGGCAGUUGUAUCAAACGCUUGGCUCAGUGGUUGCAGUAAAUAAAGUUACUUUUCUUGUUUUCAGUUGGAUCAGGGUAUUUUCCUCAACCUCUUUUUUUAUUAUUUUAUGAAAACUAUAUAGCGCCUUUUUCUGUCAUGUUUAAAGGUAUAACUAACUUGCAGAGGUAUUUUUCUCAUAAUAUGUUAACAUGUCCUAAUGAAAAUUUGCUGUAGUUGCGUCUGCUUAAUAUUAUUCUGUGUUUUUUGUGGAAUUAUAAAUUAAACACUUUGUGAUACAACACAAAGGUCAUUAUAAUGUGUUUAUUUCAGUGUUUUCUGUCAUGUCACACAGAAAUGCUUCUUUAAAGCUGAUAUUUCUGUUAGAACUAACAACCCAUUUAUUAAGGCACAACUGUCAAAAACAUACUAUAAAUUAGGCUCGUCAUUUUAAUAAGUACUAAAAUAACUAUUAAAUCAUGACAGUGUGAAAGUCAUUUUGUUGUAAUUUAAAAUAUAUCUCAAGAGUGAGGGACAACUGUCCUAACUGAGGUUUAAAAGUUAUUUGCUAAUCAUUUUUAUGCCAAAUUCAAAACUGUGUCUUUCCCCUGUUAAUCUUAUGUUUUAAUUACCUGUGUUGGCAAAAAUUGCUCAAUUGUUUUGCUGCAGUAGUUUUUUUUGUUUUGCUGUUGUGUAAAUAGUCCACCCUUACAUGACCAAACGAAUGUUGGUGCUUUCAUUUCAUCAACACAAAGUAAUUUACUUAUUUUAAGCUUUUGAAUAAAAGUGACCAAGUUUGACAGACAUUCACACUCAGGUUGUUUCCACUCACACAUAUUUCCAUGAUUGUUUCUUUCCAGUUUUGGAAAAAGUUGUUGUCAUUUUCA
Messenger RNA from Xiphophorus maculatus (southern platyfish), 11776 nucleotides. RefSeq lists its product as uncharacterized. The record is from RefSeq and is a predicted model, not a curated record. NCBI's taxonomy places the organism in Eukaryota, Metazoa, Chordata, Actinopteri, Cyprinodontiformes, Poeciliidae. Gene Ontology annotation, cellular component: membrane. The transcript is spliced from 51 exons. Gene Ontology annotation, biological process: cell surface receptor signaling pathway; G protein-coupled receptor signaling pathway. Gene Ontology annotation, molecular function: G protein-coupled receptor activity. The coding region runs from base 1 to 10182 and encodes 3393 amino acids.